Molecule: messenger RNA, 3377 nt
Organism: Anopheles bellator
Lineage: Eukaryota; Metazoa; Arthropoda; Insecta; Diptera; Culicidae
Product: collagen alpha-1(III) chain-like
Exons: 2
Coding region: 198-2021 (607 amino acids)
Source: RefSeq, a predicted model, not a curated record
UUGUGGUCGGACGAGUAGGACGUAUUUGCGUGGCGAGGUGAACACCACCAUCAAAUCAGUGCAUUAGCUUCGUUUAAAGUCCCACUUUGCAUCCGCAGAUCGGAGUCGUGCUAUCGGAUUUUAGAAAGUGUUUCUGAGUGAGCUAAAGGAGCACUAGCAACGCAAUAUUCCUUGGGUGUUGCGUUCGCAGUCGAGCUAUGGUGGUGGACACGAGGGUGAAAGAGAAAGUGCGGCCCCGUGCGGCCAUGGCAGGUUACGAAAAUAGGCGCCUGAAGGUGCUGGCAAUCUGCGUGAUGUUGUCCAUUUCGACCUUGCUGCCGACGACCGAUGCGCUGAAGAGCAGCAAGAGCCGUAGCAAGAGUUCGUCUUCGUCGUCAUCUUCCGGGCGCGUCUCGAAGCCAACCGCGUCAUCUUCCAGUUACUCGAACCCCGGAAGUCUCAGCUAUUCAGGCUAUCAGGCGAAACCCGCUCCGAAGCCUGCUCCGAAACCGUCGGCUCCGGUCGAGUCGUCGUCGAACCAGCAGCGCAUCGGCUGGAACACCAACAACCAGCAGUCGAAACCGGCCGUUCAGCCAGCGACGGCCAACAAACCGCCUCCGUACCCGGUCCAGCAAACCCACAACACUCACCAGACGCAUUCGGCUCCGGGGGCUCCGCCACCACCUUACUCGCAUGGGCCUCCGCCACCGUACUCUGCGGCUAACAAUCCGAACGUGAACUCCCGUUUCGAACCUCCGCCGAUGUACAGUCCCGGCAGUCAAGGAUUCAAACCGGGUCAGCCGGGCGGCUUUGGGCAGCCUGGCUUUGGUCAGCCGGGCGGCUUUGGGCAGCAGGGAGGAUUUGGUCAGCAGGGAGGUUUCGGGCAGCCUGGAGGAUUCGGCCAGCAGGGAGGAUUCGGUCAGCAGGGAGGAUUCGGUCAGCAGGGAGGAUUCGGCGGUCACGGAGGAUACGGUGGGCAACCAGCCGGUGGUUUCGGUGGUGGUGGCUAUCAUGCUCCGAUGGGCGGAUAUGGCGCUCCGCACGGCACGUUCCAAGGAGGUGGUGCUGCUCCGCCCGUCAACUAUGCCCCGGCUCCUGCCUUCCCGAUCGCUGCCAUUCCGGUGGGCGCUUACAAGCCGCAAUCGUCCGGAAUUGGCGUUGGUGGUAUUGCUGCUGGCAUUGGCACGGGACUGCUGGCCGGUGCAGCGGGAUCGGCGCUCUACAACGCACUCCGACCGGAGGAUCGAGUGCAGUACCGUGAUCGUGUGACCAUUAUCAACAAUGCUCCCCCGGCGGCUGCAGAAGGCGCGGCUGCUCCGGCCGCAGCAGCUCCUGCGGCUCCGGCACCAGGCGCCCCCGCGGCAGCCCCAGUUGCUCCGGCUGCCCCGGGUGUACCAGCUCCUGCUGCUCCUGUGGACGGUCAACCAUCGGUUCCGCUUGCACCGUUCCCUGCCGCUGAUAACACUAACGCUCAGUCAGCCCCACCGGGAGUUCCCGAUGCCCCGAUGAUUUUGAAUCAGAACGCCACCAUGGAACAGAAGCCGACAGUCAACGGAACAGAGCCUGGAACUCCGCUUGCCGAGGUCCCCGUAUCUCCUGCGUCCACUGAAACGACCACCGUGGGCCCAAAUUCGAAGCAGUAUAUUCCUCCACCGGGCCAAUACUAUCCCGCCACCGGGCAGUACGUCCCGCCAGGGGAGUACGAUCCAGCGACAGGAAUUUUCACUCCCGGCCGCUACAUCCCGGACACGAACAUUUUCCAAUCCGGACAGUACGAUCCGCUGACACAAAUGUUUGUCCCCGGUCGCUACGAAUCCACCGGUCAGUUCGUGCCGGAUCCUAAUCAUCCACCGCUGUCGCUCGCCUCGGAUGCACCGACGGCCCCGGAAACGGUCACUCCGGCAGUCUCAUCGCAACUGCAAUCGGAACGGGUAGCGACGGGUGGUGGUGUCACCGCAACGUGCAGCUCUCUCUCGGUCGUUACGGCCCUCGGUGCGCUGCUCAUGUCCGGCGGGUUCCGGCUGCUCGGAGUGGGCUUUUAAAUCCGUAAUUUACGCUCGCCGUUAUCAUCCGCUGGCGCAUCUAAAUUGUAGCUAUUCCCGUAGAUCGGCGGUAAACUAAAAGGCAAAAUUAGCGAGAAAACAAUACAGGCGAGGCUAUUUCCAUAUUUCGACAGUGGUGAGUAUUGCAGUUUUAGGACGAGCGAACGCAAGCUGCUAAUUCAUAAUUUAACUCACUUGAUUAAUGAUAAAGAUAGAGAGAGAAAAAGGGGGAACGGAGGGAAGAAUCUCACACUACGGAUUAAAACCGGUUGACCUUUGCUAGUUGAUCUCUCUAUUUACGAGAAGAUACGAUCCAUGGCGUUGUUUUUGCUACUUCGGUUUAUUCAUACAGCGAAGGUUAUCAGUUCUCAAGCUAUAUAAGAUAAAUUAUGUGCAUUUCUCUCCAUACAUUAUCAUAUUAUUUACUCAACUGACGCAGAAAACCUGGGCUGUAAAGUAGUAUUCAGUUUUGUGUUAACAAUUCUUCUGACAUUGGUCCAUUGGGCCAAAUUUAACCUCUCUCUAUCGCAGCGUUUCGGACCUAAACUGCAGUACUGGGUAAUAGUGGCGAAAUGAUUCGCAUCGACUACAUGACUUUGUAUUUAAAAUUUAAAGUGUAUUAGGAAAGCAUUUUUCAUAUUGUGGUUGAAAAUACUCCUGUAGAAAUCUUUUGAAACGAUUCACUGUACCUCCUACUUUACGGGAAAUGUCGUGUCUUAGUGUUAGCAUUAGAAACUGAACCAAUCACUAUGAAGCUAUGAACGAUAGGAACGAUACGCAACCGUACACCACCAAGUGUAGUAGCAAAAAGCUAGUGUUACAAACUACAAACUAUGCUCUCUCUGCAAUUACCCUCUCUGUGACCUAUUUCUAUCUACUUCUCUACCGCCAAACUACUAUACACUGAUAUUUUAAAUCGACCUUAUUGAGAAUAGCUGUUUUAACGAUUAACGAUUAAAACCAAACCCAUAAUGUGACGCAGUGUUCGAUCGAACAAUAAUCGGUGCCGGGCCAAAGUAUUUCCUGUAGAAUGGACGGUAUGUUGCUAGAGCAUCCACCACACGUAUGUGGACAAAUUUUUGAACACAUUUUACUGUUUCGCAAUAGCUUCAGUGGUCUUCUAAACAGCGCCAAUCUUUCACCAUACUCAUAAACCGCGGAAUUUCAUGAGCUCCAAAUUCGUAUUAGGCGUCGGCUGUGUAGGAAAACUACAGGAAAACUGUAGGAUAUCCGUGCUCUAAGCAUUGUACGUUCAUUGAAGUUUUCGAAGAAAAAGAAAUAGCAAAGAUGCUUUUCAUUUAUUUACAUCGCACUAUUUGUUCAGCUGGCUGGAGAGUUGAAGCAAUUGAAAUAAAA